Rhineura floridana is the source of this 2296-nucleotide messenger RNA. It is a transcript of the gene RPN1, whose product is annotated as ribophorin I. The transcript has 10 exons. Lineage: Eukaryota; Metazoa; Chordata; Lepidosauria; Squamata; Rhineuridae. The record is from RefSeq and is a predicted model, not a curated record. Gene Ontology annotation, cellular component: oligosaccharyltransferase complex; membrane. The coding region runs from base 169 to 1965 and encodes 598 amino acids.
GAGUUACACGCGCUACAGUCCUGCGCUGCCUGCUGCUGGGUGUCGCCAUCUUGUCUUUCCCUCAGCGUGCGGGGCGCCAUCUUGUGCCCUCUUGAUGAAUGAACGGCGCCGCGAAGGAGUAAGUCCAUCCGGUUUGGUCCGCUGCUUCGUGUCUCGGCGUGGCCAGCCAUGGAGACCAGCACCGCCUGUUUUUUCUUCCUUCUCUGCGUGGGGAGCGCCCUGACGGCCCCGGAGUUGUUCAAUGAAGAAGUAAAGCGGACGGUGGACCUCAGCACACACCUGGCUAAAGUGACGGCUGAGUUGAGCCUGGCCAAUUCCGCGGGGGGCUCCGGGUCUGCCACCUCCUUCCUCCUGGCUUUGGACCCCGGCCUGGAGAGCCACCUGGCCUACCUGGGGGUGCAGGUGAAAGGUGAGGAAGAAGAAGAUAAUACUUUGGAGUUGAAGGAGACAAAGGUAAAAGGUAGAAGUGGCAAAUUCUUCACUGUAAAACUGCCAUCUCCUUUGGCUCCAGGUGCAAAGAUUCGGUUAUCUGUUGAAACAGUUUUUACACAUGUCCUGCAGCCAUACCCAAUUCAUAUCACCCAGGCAGAGAAGCAGUUUGUGGUUUUUGAGGGUAAUCAUUAUUUUUACUCUCCAUAUCCAACCAAGACCCAAACUACUCGUGUGAAACUAGCCUCAAGGAAUGUAGAAAGCUACACCAAACUAGGCAAUCCCAGUCGGUCAGAGGACAUGAUUGAAUAUGGACCCUUCAAGGAUGUUCCACCAUACAGCGAGGACAUCCUUAAAGUACACUAUGAAAACAACAGCCCGUUCCUGACUAUCACUAGCAUGACACGUGUCAUUGAAGUUUCCCACUGGGGUAAUAUUGCUGUAGAAGAGACUGUUGACUUAAAGCAUACAGGAGCUGUUCUCAAAGGGCCUUUCUCCAGAUAUGACUACCAAAGACAACCAGACAGUGGAAUAUCUUCUGUGAAGUCUUUUAAGACUAUCCUUCCUGCUGCUGCUCAAGAUGUAUAUUACAGAGAUGAAAUCGGCAACAUAUCUACCAGUCACCUUCUCAUCCUGGAUGAUUCGGUGGAAAUGGAGAUUCGCCCUCGUUUUCCCCUAUUCGGCGGUUGGAAGACACAUUACAUCAUUGGUUAUAACCUGCCUAGCUAUGAAUACCUCUUUAAUCUUGGUGAUCAAUAUGCACUGAAGAUGAGAUUUGUUGACCAUGUGUUUGAUGAGCAAGUUACAGACUCAUUAACAGUAAAGAUAAUCCUUCCAGAAGGUGCCAAACACAUCCAUGUAGACAGUCCAUAUGAUAUCAGCCGGGAACCUGAUGAACUGCACUACACCUAUUUGGACACUUUUGGCCGCCCAGUCAUUGUGGCACACAAGAACAAUCUAGUUGAGCAGCACAUCCAGGAUAUUGUGGUACACUAUACCUUUAACAAGAUCCUGAUGCUGCAGGAACCUCUUCUGGUGGUUGGAGCCUUCUACAUCCUAUUCUUUACAGUGAUCCUCUAUGUGAGGCUGGACUUCUCCAUCACUAAGGAUCCAGCAGCAGAAGCUAGGAUGAAAGUUGCCUGUAUUAUAGAGCAAGUUCUUACUCUAGUGAAUAAGAGACUACGUCUGUACCGUCAUUUUGAUGAAGCUGUGAAUAAGUACAAGCAGUCGCGGGAUAUUUCCAACCUGAACAGUGGCAAGAAAUCACUGGAAACUGAACAUAAGGCCUUAACCAAUGAAAUAGCUUCAUUGCAGUCCAAGCUGAAGACAGAAGGCUCUGACUUGUGUGACAAAGUCAGCGAGAUUCAGAAACUUGAUAUCCAAGUCAAGGAGCUGGUUUUAAAAUCUUCUGUGGAGGCUGAACGGCUGGUUGUUGGCAAGCUUAAGAAGGAUACAUACAUAGAGAAUGAGAAGAUGCAUUCUAACAAGCGUCAGGAGCUGAUCACCAAAAUUGACAACAUCCUUGAUGCGUUAUAAGUUAGAAGUAAAAAGUUUAUGAAAGGGGUAAAAGGUUGAAUGGGCAUAUUGAGCCACACCAAGUUGGGAUGGGGGGAGGUGUGUCUAGCCUACAAAAUUGAGGCAAGGGAGAAGUUUUUGGAAAUUGCUUUCAAAAUUUGGGAUUUGUUACUUUAGGACCUGUUUGCUCUGCGAUACCUACUUUCUGGAAGAGGUAUGUUUAUAACAUGCCUUGGACUUAACUUCAAAGUCUGCUGAAAGGCCCCCUACUUACCAGGAGGGAAGCAUUCACACAGGUCCUCUACUGGCACUGAAUGUCUCAAUCAGAAUAAAUGCAACUGGCUUGUUUAAA